This is a messenger RNA of Trachemys scripta elegans, 1268 nucleotides long. RefSeq names its product ERCC excision repair 2, TFIIH core complex helicase subunit (gene ERCC2). The record is from RefSeq and is a predicted model, not a curated record. Gene Ontology annotation, biological process: positive regulation of mitotic recombination; nucleotide-excision repair; transcription by RNA polymerase II. Gene Ontology annotation, molecular function: ATP binding; hydrolase activity, acting on acid anhydrides, in phosphorus-containing anhydrides; damaged DNA binding. Bases 1 to 1122 code for a protein of 373 amino acids. Gene Ontology annotation, cellular component: nucleus. The transcript is spliced from 12 exons. NCBI's taxonomy places the organism in Eukaryota, Metazoa, Chordata, Testudines, Emydidae.
AUGACGGAGAUCAGGAGCAUGGUGGUGACAGAGGGAGAUCCCGACGGCUCGCUGACUCGAGCUCUGAUUCCUGCAGGCUUCACCAUCAUCAUCGAACCCUUCGAUGACAGGACCCCCACCAUCGCCAACCCCAUCCUGCAUUUCAGCUGCAUGGAUGCCUCCAUCGCCAUCAAGCCAGUCUUUGAGAGGUUCCAGUCGGUCAUCAUCACCUCGGGGACGCUGUCCCCGCUGGAUAUAUACCCCAAGAUCCUGGAUUUCCAUCCUGUUACCAUGGCCACCUUCACCAUGACGCUGGCCAGGACCUGUCUCUGCCCCAUGAUUGUGGGGCGAGGAAACGACCAGGUGGCCAUUAGCUCCAAGUUCGAGACCCGCGAGGACAUUGCUGUGAUCCGGAACUACGGCAACCUGCUGCUGGAGAUGUCUGCGAUCGUGCCUGAUGGCAUCGUGGCCUUCUUCACCAGCUACCAGUACAUGGAAAACAUUGUGGCCUCGUGGUACGAGCAGGGCAUCCUGGAGAACAUCCAGCGCAACAAGCUCAUCUUCAUCGAGACGCAGGACGGGGCCGAGACCAGCAUGGCGCUGGAAAAGUACCAGGAGGCCUGCGAGAACGGGCGGGGAGCCAUCCUGCUGUCUGUGGCCAGGGGAAAGGUGUCCGAAGGCAUCGACUUUGUGCACCACUACGGGCGAGCUGUGAUCAUGUUCGGCGUACCCUAUGUCUACACCCAGAGCCGCAUCCUCAAGGCACGGCUGGAGUACCUGCGUGAUCAGUUCCACAUUCGGGAGAACGACUUCCUGACGUUCGACGCCAUGCGGCACGCGGCGCAGUGCGUGGGCCGGGUCAUCCGUGGCAAGACAGACUACGGGCUCAUGGUCUUUGCAGACAAGCGUUUUGCCCGGGCAGACAAGCGGGGGAAGCUGCCACGCUGGAUCCAGGAGCACAUCACGGACGCCAACCUCAACCUCACGGUGGACGAGGCCGUGCAGGUGGCCAAGUACUUCCUGCGCCAGAUGGCCCAGCCCUUCCACAAGGAGGACCAGCUGGGCCUGUCCCUGCUCACGCUGGAGCAGCUGCAGUCGGAGGAGAUGCUCCGCAAGGUCGAGCAGAUCGCGCACCAGGUGUGAGCCGGAGCAGCAGCAGACACACGGGCAAAGGGCUGGAGGCUGGCUCCAGCGGCAGACGGGCUGGCCCUGCCACCAGGGCCUUGUUUGAUACUGACUUUUAUACUGAAAAUGACUGUCUGGGACUCAGCAAUAAAGACCAGGACAGA